This is a messenger RNA of Peromyscus leucopus (white-footed mouse), 3169 nucleotides long. It is a transcript of the gene Bdh1, whose product is annotated as 3-hydroxybutyrate dehydrogenase 1. Lineage: Eukaryota; Metazoa; Chordata; Mammalia; Rodentia; Cricetidae. The record is from RefSeq and is a predicted model, not a curated record. Gene Ontology annotation, molecular function: oxidoreductase activity. The coding region runs from base 474 to 1511 and encodes 345 amino acids. The transcript is spliced from 7 exons.
GGGCGCCGAGAUUGCGUGGGCCCGCGCAUCUGGGUGGGGCUCCGACGUCCUUUUCCCUACCCCUGUGGCUGCCCCUUCCAGGAGGAGGAGGCGGCGCCAUAACACCCAUCGCAUGUUUUUCCAGCCAGUGAGCCAAAGUCGGCCCAUAGUCAGCAGGUGCAGAGUCACUGUCUAGCCCAGAGGUUCCCACUUGGAAGAGUGGCAGAGGGCUUCCUCUUGCCAGGAUCCUUUGUGACGCAGCAGCAGACGCCUUUCUUUCGACAUCAGAUUCGUCCUGAAGCACUAGGCAUGCACACCCUAAGCAGGCAAGGAAGCUGAAUGGAGACAUCCAUGUGUCGUUCAUGAUUUCUAAACAACACAUCCUAUAGAGGAAACCUGGAAGUCAGCGAUUCACCACCCGAGUCCUGUUCGUGGGGUGCUCACAGUGCAGAACCACCAGAAGGAAGCAGCAGCUCGUCCUACAGCUUGCGGACAUGAUGCUGGCAGCCCGUCUCUCCAGACCCUUGUCGCAGCUCCCAGGAAGAACUCUAAGUGUCUGUGAUCGAGAGAAUGGGACGAGACACACGCUCUGGUUUUACCCAGCCCCCUUCACCACAACCACCCGCCGGACUUAUGCCAGUGAGGCAAAUUCGCAGGCUAGCGGCAAAGCUGUCCUCAUCACGGGCUGUGACUCGGGAUUCGGGUUCUCUUUGGCCAAACAUCUGCACUCAAAAGGUUUCCUUGUAUUUGCUGGCUGCUUAAUGAAGGACAAAGGUGAUGCUGGGGUUAAGGAGCUGGACAGCUUGAACAGUGACCGACUGAGAACCAUCCAGCUCAAUGUCUGCAUCAGUGAGGAGGUAGAGAAAGCAGUGGAGACCGUCCGCUCCGGCCUGAAGGAUCCUGAGAAGGGAAUGUGGGGCCUGGUGAACAAUGCGGGCAUCUCAACAUUUGGGGAGGUGGAGUUCACCAGCAUGGAGACAUACAAGGAGGUGGCCGAAGUGAACCUCUGGGGCACCGUGCGCACAACAAAAUCCUUCCUCCCGCUUCUCCGAAGAGCCAAAGGCCGUGUUGUUAACAUCAGCAGCAUGCUGGGCCGCAUGGCCAAUCCAGCCCGCUCCCCAUACUGCAUCACCAAGUUUGGGGUAGAGGCUUUCUCUGACUGCCUACGCUAUGAGAUGCACCCUCUGGGCGUGAAGGUCAGUGUGGUGGAGCCUGGCAAUUUCAUCGCCGCCACCAGCCUCUACAGCCCCGAGCGCAUCCAGGCCAUUGCCAAGAAGAUGUGGGACGAGCUUCCUGAGGUCGUCCGCCAAGACUAUGGCAGGAAGUACUUCGACGAGAAGAUCGCCAAGAUGGAGACCUACUGCAACAGCGGUUCCACAGACACGUCCUCUGUCAUCGAUGCCGUCACACAUGCCCUGACAGCCGCCACCCCCUACACCCGCUACCAUCCCAUGGACUACUACUGGUGGCUGCGGAUGCAGAUCAUGACCCACUUUCCAGGAGCCAUCUCGGACGCCAUCUACAUACACUGAAGAGCUGAAGAGGUCCCUGUGGCCUCUGCCAGGGAAUCUGGUGGGAGGGAGGGAGAAGGCUGGGGGGAGGGAGUUUGUACAGUUACCUUUGGAUUACCCGGGUGGAUUCCCCGCUGUCUUAGAAGACCUAGUUGAUCACUAACCUUACUUGUUCACGUGGUGAAUGGUUUGGGCCUUCACAGAUGUGGGGCACAGGUGGAUGGCCCUAAGCCUCCGGGCCAACAUGGUGCUUCUAUCUCUCUCAAGUUGAUUUUAUACAGAGAUUUGUGGGAAAUGUCUUUGUAUUAAAAACAGAUUAUUAGAAUAGAAUCCAAAAUCAUUUUUAAGCCAAAACAUCCGUUCAAAAUAUUUAUCCCAUCUGAUCCUUAAGCAAGUCUCAUGAGUAAAAAGAACAGAUUUUUUUUUCCUUGUGUGCAUGAAACAUUUGUAGAUGCUGCGAUCUGCAUACAAAACACCCCUUCCAUUGUGCCCAGCAUGUGUCUGUCUUGUGUUCUGGCAUGGCUGUAAAAACUCAUCACAGUUGGGUUCCAAGGACACUUUGGACCAUCAGUCCUUGAAUCCCCUGACCAGCAGUGUGUCUUCCGAGACAGUCACACCAGGUGAGCCUGUGUGUUCUCUGCACGUCCGCAGCACUGUGUGACUGGGGGCCAGCCGCCGCCGCCGCUGACUCUCAGCUGGCCGAGGGUGAGGCUCUAGAGAUUGCCAGCUGAGAUUUCUCCACCCUCUUGAAGACUCGGGUUAGAUCUGGGUGGAGGUGCUCUUUGCCAAAGAGUGCGGUUUGGUUUCGCCUUGGACAGGCUUGGUGCUAUCCUUGGGGCAGUAGACAGAUUAGUGGUGCCAAGGCUGGGCCCCGAGUCACCUCCCCAGACCACACCACACCACACACACACACACACACACACACACACACACACACACACACCUGAGACACUGCUAGGCAGUCUGUGUUACCAAUCAAGGAAGGUCUGAAUUGAAGGCUGCUUGUCCCUGCAGUUGUCCAGGGUCUAGGUAUUUGGAGCCAAACCGCCGUGUUCCAGGUGGCGUCAAGCCUUGGGCAGGGUCUCGAGUGCCAGCUUUACACAUCCAAACCAUCUUUUGUGCCUUGUGUUGCAAAGUCUACACCUGCCACUAGAGGGAGCCAUGCCUCCUCAGCUAGAGCCUGCACGGGCAUUUUCCUUCACACAAGCUUGAGCUCUUUCCAACAGGGUUUGACCACCUACUUGGACCCUGCCUGGGAACAAAGAAAGAAGCAAAGCCCCUUGGGAAACAGUGAUCCUACACUCCUAAGCAGCUGUCUGGCCUGAACCUGGAGCCCAGUGCCAAGAGAGAGUGCAGGAACCUGGGCGGCUAGAACAGCUGUGUCCCACGGAGAGUGAAUUCAGCCUGCCUUUUGGGCUUUUUGACCUCUCUGGGUUCAAACCAGGUGCUCUGUUCCAGCCUCUGUCUUCAGGCAAGGCAGAUGGGCCUGGGAGGGAAGGAAAGAGGAAGGCAAGGCCUCAGGGCUCAGAGAGGGACCCCUGAUGACUUGGGGGUCCCUUACAGCGAGAUGCUUUUGUCCUGCAGAGCCUGCCUCCAGCUGGAGCUUUUCAGAUGGCAUAUUUACAUCUUAGGAGAAUUUGUUUUCGUGUUUAAUAAAGAGAUUGGUUGUAACACUUGGA